CCUUGGCGAGCGUGCGUACCGGAGGAGGAACGGACUGAUGACUGAGGUCUCUCGCACUCGCACAGCUCGAGUUGAAGAAGUCAAGAAGGGGAAGACGGACGGAGAACACAGCACACCACACGGACCUCGGAUCGAUAUCGUGGCACUGGAAUGUGGUUCCCUGGCAUCCCAGAAGAAACAAAAAUAUCGCACGGUGUCAGUUCGGCGUAUAUAGGAAAACAUCAUCCGGGAAGUAAAAACAGCGUUGGAGUUCUCCUCGUCUCAAUAUGACCGGUGUUUGCCGAUGCUGAAGUGUGUUCAUUUGUAGGCGAAGAGUGAGACUCACACAUUUUACAUAUCAAUAUUUUGUGUUCACACUUCUGAAAUGGAAUCCCCGCACGGCAGACCUGAGCGCAAAAAUAUGGACCAAUGCCUGCGGCGGCUGAAGCAGGAGCUGCUGUCGAUGCGUGAGGCGGGCGAUGGCCUCCACGCUCAGAUGAACUCCAUGAUGGGGGCUCUACAGGAACUCAAACUGCUGCAAGUUCAGACGGCUCUGGAGCACCUGGACAUCUCCGCCAAGCCUCCCUCCCACACACACACGCACACGCACACACACACACACUCGCACACACUCACCCAGACACACACACAGCUGACCCAGCCUCUCUUUGACGAGCCUCCAUUCCCAGACCCCCCCUCCCUACUGGAGCUCGGCUCCGCCUUCAUCUCCGACUCAUCGAUGGAGGAGGCCACACCCCCACCACCGCCACGCCCCCUUAAGAAGCGCGCCUCCCACCGGGGCAGUGUCAGCACCUCCCCCUCCUCGUCCUCCUCCUCCUCUUCCUCCUCAUCAGGGUCAGGCUCAGCAGACAGCAGCCUGCUGCUCUCUCACAGGUCCUCUCGCCACAGCGCCACCUCUUAUGAGGACGCUUCCUGCUCCGCCUCUGGAUCAGGCUCAGGUUCUAGUUCUAGUUCUGGUUCUGGUUCUGGUUCCGGUUCCAGUUCCAGUACCAGCUGGCACUCGCGGGCGUCUGUGCGUCAGCGUCAGCCCCCGGCGGUCACUGCCCCUCCACCUCCGCCCCUCUCGCUGUCCGAGCUGCAGGAGCUGCUCCAGUGCCUGUCACGGCAGGGCCCGCCCCUACGCCACGACCUUUGCCCUCUGGGGGACGAGGAGGAGGAGGAGGAUGGCGGUGACUGGACGUCCUCGCUGAUGAGCUGCAGCCGCACGCGCCAGCCGCUGGUGCUUGGCGACAGCUUCCUGGCCGACCUGGUGGGCAACUGGCUGGACCUACCGGAGGUGGGCGGGGCCGAGGAGGGGGCGGCGGCCGGUCGGUGUGACGGCGGACACACCCCGCGUCCAUCUCGCGCCCAGGAGCUGCGUCGCCGCCUGGCGCUCACCACCGGGAUCUUCAAGAAGGUCCUGCGCAGCGUCCGGCCCGACCGCGACAAGCUGCUGAAGCAGAGGCCUGGCUGGCCUGACCCCACGGAACUGCAGAACCCGGACCAGCUGCACAAGAGAACCAAGAAGAGCGCAGCCGCCGCCAAACCCAAGGGCAGCUUCUACCGGCCCUUCUGGAGCCGCAAGGGGAAGGCCGGUGCCAGUCUGCCCACCGACAGGCUGCCUCCGCUGGGCAUCGGCCCACAGAGGGGGGCCUGGGUGCCCGCCGAGAGGGGGCACCCCCUGUUCGACCACAACGCUGCCAUCUGGGUGUGAGAGCCCACUCUGGGCACUGGGGUGCCAGAGCAGAGACUGGCACAUACAGAGACUGGCA
Molecule: messenger RNA, 1751 nt
Organism: Alosa alosa (allis shad)
Lineage: Eukaryota; Metazoa; Chordata; Actinopteri; Clupeiformes; Clupeidae
Product: PAK4-inhibitor INKA2-like
Exons: 2
Coding region: 365-1693 (442 amino acids)
Cellular component (GO): nucleus
Molecular function (GO): protein serine/threonine kinase inhibitor activity; protein kinase binding
Source: RefSeq, a predicted model, not a curated record